UCAAGAUAUGUGAAGAUGACAUCAUCAAAUGCUCUAAGUGAUUUGAUGACAGGAGAAGGUGAAGGUGAAGCACCUUAUCAAUGAAGUGGUCAGCAAGAUCUUCCAAAACGGGUCGCUCCAGAAACAAAAUGACAACUUGAAUAAGAAAAACCGCGCCCUGCAGGAUGAGGUGACUGCUCUCAAAGUGGCUCACAAAACCAGCCAAGAAAAGCUCCAAGCUGAGCAGGAGGUCAAUCAGGGCGUCCUCGAGGACCUCAGCGUCUUUCACGACGUGAAGCUGAAGAUGCUUACCACCGAGCUGGAGAAAGGCAAGAUCCAAACAGAGUCUCUCCAGAAACAAGUGGACAACUUGAAUAAGCUCCUGGAGGAGAAAGACAGCAACCUGCAGGAGGAAAAUAGCAACCUGCAGGAGAAAAACCGCACCCUGCAGGAGGAAAAUAGCACCCUGCAGGAGAAAAAACGCAUCCUGCAGGAUGAAGUGUUCAUCCAAACGGGGUCCGUCCAGAGACAAGUGGAGAAUACUACGCUGCUUCAGGAGAAAAUUAGCACCCUGAAAGAGGAAAACCGCAUCUUUAAGACGAAAGACAGCGACCUGCAACAUGAAGUGAGGGAUCUCAAAGUGGCUCACAAAAAGAGACUAAAAGAGCUCAAAGCUGAGCAGGCGGUCAAUCAGGGCCUCCGAACUGAACUUGAGAUCGUCCGCGACUUUCAUGCUGCGGAGCUGGAGGAGCUUACCACCGAGCUGGAGGAGAGUAAGAUCCAAACCGAGCCGCUCCAUGAACAAGUGGACAACUUGAAUAAACUCCUGGAGGAGAAAGACAGCACCCUGCAGGAGGAAUAUAGCACCCUACAGGAGGAAAAUAGCACCCUGCAGGAGAAAAAUAGCACCCUGCAGGAGAAAAAUAGCACCCUACAGGAGGAAAAUAGCACCCUGCAGGAGGAAAAUCGCACCUUGCAGGAGAAAAACCGCACCCUGAAGGACGAUGUGCUCGUUAAAACGGGGUUCAUCGAGAAACAAGUGAAGAAAACUGCACUUGUUCAGGAGGAAUUGAGAACCACCCUGCAGGAGGCAAUCCGCACCUUGCAGGAGAAAAAACGCACCCUGCAGGAUGAGGUGCUCGUCCAAUCGGGGUCCCUCCAUGAACAAGUGGAGAAAACUACACUGCUUCAGGAGGAAAAUAGCUCCCUUCAGGAGGAAAACCGCUUCCUUCAGGAGAAAGACAGCCCCCUGCAGGAAGAAAACCACUUCCUUCAGAAGGAAUACUGCAUCAUUCAGGAAGAAACCCGCUUCCUUCAGGAGAAAGACAGCACCCUGCAGGAUGAAGUGCUCGUCCAAACGGGGUCCCUCCAGAAACAAGUGGAGAAAACUGCGCUGCUUCAGGAUGAAAAUAAGACCCUGCAGGGGGAAAAACGCAUCCUUCAGAAGGAAAACCGCACCCUGCAGGAUGAAGUGACGGAUCUCAAAGUGGCUCACAAAACCAGCCUAAAAAAGGUCCAAGCUGAGGAAGAGGUCAAUCAGGGCCUCCAAACUGAACUGGAGGACCUCAGCGACUUUCACGACGUGAAAGUGAAGAUGCUUACGGCCGAGCAGCAGAAAAGCAAGACCCAAACCGAGUCUCUCCAGAAAGAAGUGGAAAACUUGAAUGAGGUCCUUCAGAAAAAAAACAGCAGCAACCGGCCAAAUAAGAGAAGAAAGCAGAAGGGAGCACGACGCCGUCCCUAAAUGAAACCACAUUUUGACUAAUGCUAUAUAUAUUUAAAUAUAUAUAUAUAUAGCAUUAGUCAAAAUGCGGUUUCAUGUGUAUAUAUAUAUGCAUAUAGUGUA
Molecule: messenger RNA, 1825 nt
Organism: Sebastes umbrosus (honeycomb rockfish)
Lineage: Eukaryota; Metazoa; Chordata; Actinopteri; Perciformes; Sebastidae
Product: girdin-like
Exons: 1
Coding region: 284-1723 (479 amino acids)
Source: RefSeq, a predicted model, not a curated record